Molecule: messenger RNA, 1200 nt
Organism: Chironomus riparius
Lineage: Eukaryota; Metazoa; Arthropoda; Insecta; Diptera; Chironomidae
Source: the annotation of a GenBank genome assembly
GUGGUAUUGUCCAAAAAUAAUUAAAUAGUGUUGCUACAUGCAUAGAAACAAUCAUAAUACAAUUUGUACAUCAUCAUUCAUAAAAGACAUAACUAAGACAAAUAGGAAGAAACAUUUGUGCACUAACAAGGAUAAUUGUUUUGUUUUUGUAUUGUGAUUCAAUUACAAAUAUAUAACUUAAAACGUGUGCAGCAACAACAACAGCAAAGACAUAAAAAAACAAUAAUUUUUAAUUCGGUGCAUCGGAAUUGAUGGGGAUGUUGAGGUCGAGAGGAUUAUUUGAGCAAAAGCACCAGAUCAGAUAUGAUGCGAAGUGGGACAUCCGAGGAGCAACUGCUUGAACAACAGCAGCAAGAAAUUGAAAUACUUAGACUCGCAAAAUUACGUGAAAUAGAAAAGAGACAAAAGUUUAGUGAAAGAACAUUUAAAGGAAAGAAUAUAAGAGAACAUAGCAUCUUUUACACUACCUGUGUGCUUGCAUUCUUCUCAGUAUCUGCUGGCUCGUCAAUUCUAUUCUUAGUUCCACUUUAUGUUGAUCCCGCAUUAUCAACACUUGCUGGUGAUUUUAUAUCUCGUCCAACUUUAUGUGUCACAACAAGACGUGAGGAUCUGACAGGCUUAUUAAAUUGUACAUGGAGCAGUUGUCGUGAAGGAUGUACAAGCGAUUAUUUUAAGUGCAGUCAUAUCUACGUCAAUUUUGUCGAUAUAGAUAAAAACGAAAAUUUUACUUAUCCAUAUAAUGCCACGUAUGAGGAGUUAGCUAAUUAUACUAUUGAUAUAGAGAAAUCAACAAUAGAGUCUGUGCUUCAAGUUAAUAUUAAAGGAUGCGGAUAUCCUCCAAGUGUACGUUGUAAAAACUUUACAGAUACAUUUGGAUAUGAAGGUGCAAUUUACCCUUGCUUCUAUUCAAGAAAAAAUAAAACUGUGGUUAUGACGUCAUAUAAUCGAGAUUCGCAAGUGAAUACUAUAAUACAUUUUUUCAUAGUGCCAUUUAUCAUAACGAUAAUAAGUAGUGUUGGGAUAUGCAUAAUACAUUGCAAUUGCUCGUGUAAAAAGGAACGUCCUAAAUAUCGACGACCAAGGGUAGAAAAUAUAAGUAUACGUUAUGGAGUUCAAAGUUAUCGACAUUCAAUUGUUGCUCACAGAGAUCUUCCUUCGUCAAAAAAGACAUCGGUUAUAUCACGUGCUGUAACGAUAUAG